AUGCCUCCCCUCGUCGUUCCAGAACACAUGUCUACCCCUGCAAAGGUCAACGCUGGAUCCUCCAGAAGCAGCGCUGGAGGCGCGGGUGAUUUCAGCAGUAGUCCCACCUCUUCUUACUCUCCACUAAGUGGAGGAGCUUCGUCUCGAUCAUUCGGAGGCGCUGGCUGGGGUCUCGGUCUGUCUUCGCCAGCUGGGCAUAGUCAGCGCAAUACUCGGGGUUCGGUGGACGCCGGAAUGCACAGUGCAACACCGCUGCCUGCGAGCGAAUCUAGUAUUUUCGAACGGGAUAUCGAACAUCGAGAUGCCAGGCAUGUACUGAGCAAGAGCGAAGCAGUGGACGUAGCCAUUCCUCCUGUCCUGGACGACGCUGUAGAGGCUAUCAUUGAAGGAGGAGACCAGCCGCUUGAAAUUGUUGCGCCUCUGCCUUCGGUAUCCGCUACCCCUCACGCUCUCUCUGCGCUAGCAUUGUCAGCCCAUUCUCUCGCGUCCUCGACGUCCUCGGGUGGGCCUAAUGCAAACAGCCCGAUGAUUGCAACGUCCUCCCCAAGAUCUGCUUCAAGCGCUCUACAAGCUGGACCUGCCGCAAUGGCAGCAGAUGAGCCCCCGCUGGGAAGCAUUGCGGCCCAGAUUGCUGAGCGCCUGGGUACUCCGCGCGGCCAUACAGGCGACGCAACCUCCACCGCCCCGGCAUCGGCAGCCGCUACAGCUGGGGACCAUCUCAACGAGCGACGCUCGAGAGGCAUCCACAGCAUGUCCUCUACAGCCUCUUCCACCGGCGAUGCAGGGAAAUCUCGCUCUCCAGGACCAAACGCGGCAUCCGUGCAGCAGAUCCUGGAAGGCGCUUCGGUUGUUCCUGGAAGUCCACUAGCUGGAAGAAGCCUGUUCAGUCAUACCCCCCGCGACCGCAGCCCAGCACCACAGCUAGCCGUUCAUAGCAGGGGCGCUCACACUGUCGCGACGACCUCUCAUAGUCGCAACGGAUCGUUGUCGCAACAGGGUACGUCAGCCGCAAUUGGAGCCACGCCUCCAGCCACGUCUCUGCCUUCCCUCCCACUGCCUAAUCCUUUCCGGUCCGAUUCACCUUCGGUCGUGAAGCAUGCUCAACAGCCUUCGGCCGGAUCUGCUCUGGGCUUCAUGGAAUCAGGAAGCGCAACUCCAGCUCCGGUCACGAUGUCUCUUGAUGGAGCCAUCAUCCCUUCUUCCGAGUCUGCUAUUCAUGAGAUGUCCUUGGAUGCCAUGGCAGAUGCAUUGGCCGACGCAAGCAGCGACGGUGAGAUCUCACCAAGUCCCAUUGUGCCUCGCAAGGCCAGCGUGGUAGCGGCGUCGCUGCCACCGCCAUCUCUGGCUUUCCUCAGGAGGGACACGAACGCGACAAUCACUGCUGCCAACGCCGCCUCAUUUUCGGACGGAGGAGGCAGGUCUGCAAGUGGAGUUUUCGGAGCGCAAGGUGAAGACGACCUCGAUAUGCCCGGUGGCUUUCCCGGCGGUACGCCCACCAAGUCCACAGCGAGCCCCGAAACGCGUCGCCUGUCCUUCUUCUCGUAUGCCGACAUUAUCAACGAUACGCCAGCCGAGCUGGUUGAUUUUGAGGAAGUCGUAUCGAGGGAGAUGGCGUCUGGCUUUUCAGACGAUGCGCAUCUCUCCUCGGGUAGCGGGGCUGGCGGCGGGAGCAAGAUCGCUCGGAGCCCACGAGCUUCCUUCGGUGGUGCAGGGCUCGCGAAGCCCUUUCCCGCCCCAGAUGACUCUGCCGCGAUGAGCGGAGACCAGUCGUUGAGCAUGACUGGAAGUCCGUCUAUGCUAGGCAAGAGGCUGAUGGGGCAGAAUGCGGCCUUCUAG
Microstroma glucosiphilum is the source of this 1836-nucleotide messenger RNA. RefSeq lists its product as hypothetical. Bases 1 to 1836 code for a protein of 611 amino acids. The transcript is spliced from 3 exons. The record is from RefSeq and is a predicted model, not a curated record. NCBI's taxonomy places the organism in Eukaryota, Fungi, Basidiomycota, Exobasidiomycetes, Microstromatales, Microstromataceae.